CCCCGCCCCGGGCCCCGGCCCCGGCCCGAGCCCCCUGCCCUGUCGGGCGAUGAAGUGUCACUACGAAGCGCUGGGGGUGCGGCGAGACGCCAGCGAGGAGGAGCUCAAGAAAGCCUAUCGGAAGCUGGCCCUGAAAUGGCACCCAGAUAAAAAUCUGGAUAAUGCCGCAGAAGCAGCUGAACAAUUUAAACUGAUCCAAGCGGCAUAUGAUGUGUUGAGUGACCCUCAGGAGAGAGCGUGGUAUGAUAAUCAUAGAGAGGCUCUGCUUAAAGGUGGGCUUGAUGGAGAAUAUCAAGAUGACAGUUUAGAUUUGCUUCACUAUUUCACUGUUACCUGCUACUCUGGUUAUGGUGAUGAUGAAAAGGGCUUUUAUACAGUGUACCGUAAUGUUUUUGAAAUGAUUGCAAAGGAAGAACUAGAAUCUGCUUUAGAAGAGGACAUGGAAGAUUUCCCAACUUUUGGAGACUCCCAGAGUGACUAUGAUACGGUGGUCCACCCUUUCUAUGCUUACUGGCAGAGCUUCUGCACUCAGAAGAACUUUGCUUGGAAAGAAGAAUAUGACACACGGCAGGCUUCAAACCGCUGGGAGAAGCGAGCCAUGGAAAAAGAAAACAAAAAGAUCCGGGACAAAGCGAGGAAAGAGAAGAAUGAGCUUGUCCGUCAGCUGGUCGCUUUCAUCCGUAAAAGGGAUAGAAGAGUGCAGGCUCAUCGAAAACUCGUGGAAGAACAAAAUGCAGAGAAAGCCAGGAAAGCUGAGGCGAUGAGGCGGCAGCAGAAGCUAAAACAGGCCAAGCUGGCAGAGCAGUACAGAGAGCAGACCUGGAUGGCGGUAGCUGACUUGGAAAAGGAGCUCAGGGAGAUGGAGGCGCAGUAUGAAAAGCAGUUUGGAGAUGGAUCCGGUGAAGAUGAAGUGGAAGACCAGGAGCUCAGAGAUGGACAGGAUGGUAAAGACAGCGAUGAGGCCGAGGACGCAGAACUUUAUGAUGGCCUUUACUGCCCCGCGUGUGAUAAGUCUUUCAAGACUGAAAAGGCUAUGAGGAAUCAUGAAAAAUCAAAGAAGCAUCGGGAAAUGGUUGCCUUGUUAAAACAACAGUUGGAGGAGGAGGAUGCAAAUUUUUCAGGACCUCAAACUGAUGAAAACAGUCUGAAUGCCAAUUCCGAGGAAGAGAUGGAGGAUGCGCCAAAACAAAAGCUUUCUAAAAAACAGAAGAAAAAGAAACAGAAACCAGCACAGAACUAUGAUGAUAAUUUCAAUGAAAAUGGAACUGGAGAAGGAGUAAAGGUUGACCCGGAAGAUACCAACCUAAAUCAAAAUAGUGCCAAAGAAUCAGAAGAUAGUCUCCAAGAAAAUGUUGGGGUCACAGAGACUGUGGAACUGUGUGAUGACCCCAAAACUGAGGCUAAAAGUGUUUCUAAACCCAAAGGAAAGAAAGCCAAAGAUACUAAAAAGUCUGUCAGAGUACCUGCUGAACCACAGACAGUGAGUGAUGUGCUUAUCAGCUGUACAACCUGCCAUAGUGAAUUUCCAUCCCGGAACAAACUUUUUGAUCAUCUAAAGGCCACCGGUCAUGCAAGAGCACCUUCAUCCUCAACAUCUUUGAACAGUGUAACAAAUAGUCGAAACAAAAAAGAGAAACGUAAAAACAGAUAGAAAAUCUGCCAAUGCUUUUUUCUUUCAGUUGUCUCUAGAUUUUGAAACCAAAAACUGAACUGAAAUCAUCUAAAGAGUUAAAAUUUCAGUGAUCUGCAAUUUAUUGCAUUGUGGAAAAUUAUUUUUUAUCUUGUAAAAACAUUUUUUUUGUUUAAUAUAUAUUUUUUAAACAUGUCAUUAGUGACUGAAUUCUACUUUUGCCAUCUGAAAUUGACUUGAAUGUCCCAAAACAGGUAAAUAUUGUAAAGUAUGCAGUCUUGACUUUUGUUGGCUCAUGUGGACAGAAAUGUACAGGGAGAAUUAAAUUAUUUUAACACAUACAAAUUCUCCUUUCUGCUUUAUUUUGUGAAUUUCACAUGAAGUACUUUUAUAUGAUUGGGUGCUUUUGUGUUUUGUUCUGUUUCAUGAUCUGUUGAUGACUCAGAUCAUUUUAAAAUCGUCAUGGAUUUUUUUUUUCCACCUGAUACCAUGACUCCAGUUCUGAUUUUAAAACCAUUUCUAAAUAACCUGUUGUUGAUUACUGCAUUUCCACGCCGCCGCCCCCAGAGGAUAAUGAUAAGUGAAAAUAAUUGAACAUACAUGGUUGUUUUUCAACAAGAGUAUUUCUUCAAGGUAUAUCUGUUUAACUUGAGAUUUUACUGGUAAUUAUCAAUAGGAUAUAUCUUUUGGUUUUUCACCCUGAUUUGACUCAUGGAGUUGGAACAAAUUAAUUUAUAGGGUGCUUCCUUCUCAUAAAUGUGCACAGUGACAGGUAUAAAGCAUGAUGAAUUCAGGUAGCCCAUGGUUCACAAUAUAUUCUGACUCUUUUAAUAGAGGAUAUUCUUCCUUGGAUUUUUUUUCACUGUUUUCAGAAGUUUUUUGUUUUUUCAUCAUUCAAUGGAGAGAAACUUUUUAAAUGAAAGAUUGUUCUCCAGGGCUGCUAUUUAUGCCAUCUAUUCUGUAGCAAGGAUGAAUAUUAAAUCAGAAGAAAUAGGGAGAAUCUUUAUGAGUGUGGUCGAGUACAUGGAUCAGUGACGAGUCAGUUUUUAGGAUGGAUUAAAUAGGCAGUGCUUUUAGCUGAACUUGAAAGUAAUUUUGAACUCACUAGCUUUGAAAUGUAUACUUGCUGAUCAGUGAGAUUAAUUCUCUCCAUAUAUCCUUGAAUCAUCAAAUGAAGCAAUCUUUAGUUAUGCAUAAACUAAAACACACGGCCCCUGAUGGCAAGUUUUUCUGAACUGUUCAUGGAUAAUAUUGAUGGUAUGGAUCCAUUUUGUGCGAUGGACUUAAAAAUAUGCAUUUGUGGCUAAAUUUUUUAUCUUUUUCAUUUUAGAUAGAUGUUUAUUUUCUUUAUCUCUCCUCUUUCUCCCUAACUUAUUGCUAAUUCUUUCUAAUUGUUUUCCUCCAUUUCUUGGUCCCUUUAGGGAAAAUACCAGCCAGUUUUCUGUCUUUGAUCUUUUCCUCUCAAGUUUCAUCUGAACACUCACCACCUUCCUGUAAUUUGAGCAAUUAAUUGGUCAUAGUCAUGAAUAGGGAUAUUAAUGAAUGGGAGGGCAUAUUAGUCACAGGUUAUUUAUCAUCAGUAAAGAAUUGGAAGUCAUCUGGAAAGGCAGAUAGUGUCCUGCAGAUGCCCUUCAGAUCUCCCUUGCUUUCCAUGCAGGUACUAACCCUGCAGGUGUAUUCAAAUUUAUUACUACUACAUGUGAAGAUUGGUUGGGGUUACUUGUCAGUUUUAUUCUGACUGUCAAAAAUCAUCCAUACUUUUUAAGAGAGCUUCAUCAGUUGUGAUUGGAAAUUAGGUUUCACAUCUCAUCCUGUGUAUGCUGCUGCUAAGUCAUUUAACUUGUCUGAACUUCAUGUUGCUUAUGUCUGACUCAGUUGUUAGCAUAAUAAUAUUGUCUCCAUUUAGCACACAGGAUUAUUAUUAAGAUCAAAUACAAUAGUAUAUGUGAGAAUGUUUUUUUAAAUGCAGAAACUUUACAUACAAUUUUGUUGAAUUUGGAUAAAAUUAAACUUUUUCCAGUUAAAA
Dama dama (fallow deer) is the source of this 3656-nucleotide messenger RNA. RefSeq names its product DnaJ heat shock protein family (Hsp40) member C21 (gene DNAJC21). Gene Ontology annotation, cellular component: cytoplasm. Gene Ontology annotation, molecular function: zinc ion binding; nucleic acid binding. Lineage: Eukaryota; Metazoa; Chordata; Mammalia; Artiodactyla; Cervidae. The coding region runs from base 50 to 1651 and encodes 533 amino acids. The transcript is spliced from 12 exons. The record is from RefSeq and is a predicted model, not a curated record.